AACCGCUAAUAGACUCCAUAGGAAGAAGAAGCUGUGAGCUGAUAGUUUCACACCUGCCCAGUCCUUGGUUUGUCAGAUUCGGAAAAUGGCAACAGAAGCGAAACGAUCCAAGGUAGAUGACGACUUGGAGCUUAGUCCCCUGCAGAACUUUCUACAGUGGUGUCACCAAGUCGGCCUAAAGCUCAGCAAUAAGGUGUAUGUGAGCAAAGAGGGGACAGUAGCACAGUAUGGGAUGCUGGCUAAGGACAGCAUAGAGGAGGGGGAGGUUUUAUUCACCAUCCCCCGGUCAGCGCUUCUUCACCAGGGAACAACCAGGGUCUCUGCCUUGCUGGAGAAAGAGAAGUCCUCUCUGGAGAGCUCGUCCGGCUGGGUUCCUCUGCUGCUGGCUUUGCUGUAUGAGUACACAUCUUCACAGUCCCCCUGGAAACCUUACCUCUCUUUGUGCACUGACUUCAAGACACUGGACCUCCCCAUGUUCUGGUCUAAAGAGGAGAGAGACAGACUGUUGAGGGGAACAGGUAUCCCAGAGGCUGUGGACACAGACUUGGCUAACAUCCAGAGGGAAUACACAGACGUGGUCCUGCCCUUCAUCACCAGGCAUCCUGACCUCUGGAAUCCAGACACCCAUACCCUGGAUCUGUACACACAGAUGGUGGCCUUUGUCAUGGCCUACAGUUUUCAAGAACCGCAGGGAGAGGAGGAUGGUGAAGAGGGGGAGAAGCCCAUCAACCCACCCAUGAUGGUUCCCAUGGCCGACAUGCUUAACCACAUGUCCAAUCACAGCGCUAAUCUGGAGUUCACACCAGACAGUCUAAAGAUGGUUUGUGUGCGCCCCAUCCGUAAAGGGGAGGAGGUAUUUAACACCUAUGGGCAGAUGGCCAACUGGCAGCUGCUGCACAUGUAUGGCUUCACUGAGCCUUAUCCAAGCAACAGCAAUGACACUGCUGAUAUCCCGAUCACCAACCUGUACAAAGCUGCCACACAAGGUAUUCAAUCUGAUUUGGACCGGCAGCUGUUGGAGGAGCGGUGGGAGAUGCUGUGUCAGAUGACACAAGAGAAGGGGGCCUUUGUCUUUGAUAAACAGGGCUGCCUUACAGACACAGAGCUACACACUUACCUUAGGGUGUUGUGUAUGUCAAAGGAGGAGUUCUCAGAGUUCCGAGAAAAUGAAGGAUGGGAGGAAGAUGACGAGGAGAUUUCUUUGGCUUUUUCUAUGGAAGGUCUCCCUGGCCUAAAGGCUUCAUGGAAACAGCUGAUCCAUGAAGCAGCUUGCCAGACUAUGAGGUCCUACAGAGACGGGGAAGAAGGUGUUGACAGCGACCAGGUGCUGACAGCAGACAAGGUAGCACUUGCGGCACUGAGCAGCCGACAGCAAAAUGCGCUGCAUGUACGAUACGGACAGAAGAGCAUCCUGCACAGACUGAUGGAGCUCACCAGAUCAUCAUUUCAGCUGUGACUGGGACCACUUCUCAUUUCCUUUUCCUAAAUAAAGUCAAAUUUUUUCCUUAAAAGAAUCAUUUUGAACCAUCCCCAGUUUGCAUUCUGAUACAAGUUCAGAUAUUUUUCCUUUAUCUCAAGUUAAAGCAGAGAUGAUGGCAAAGGACAUGGUUUGCAACAGUCCGCCAACAGCCUUGCGCUACAGUGGAAAAGCCUUCCUCCGCAGAGUACAAAGUAAACCACUCACAUGUCAAAUGCAAGGGUGUCUAAUGACACUUGAGAUUUUGAGAUCACAUCACAGCAUCUGCCCUCAGACUGGGAUGUGACAGCAGAACUCAUAGCAUGUUUUAAACCCAUUGAAAGUUUGAGGUGAACCUGAUCUGUUCCAAGUUUGUCAAUGCCUCAGUUAAUCUAGCUUUUUACAAUGUAAUAAAUAAACAUAAUGCAGUAGAUUGCUGUACACCUCACAAAGUGUGCAUCUAAGGGACUAGAGAAUUGUGUAACUGUUCUAGUAGAACUUGAGGGUCUUGUGCUAAAAGUUCAGUGUAGAUGCUGGGUUUCACAUAGGUUUACAAGCUGACAUCCCAUCAUACGAGUGGCAACCUAUGCCCAUCAUGGCAGAACACGGCAGAACCAUUUCACUCUUAAAUAUUUCUAAUGUGAAACCCAGUUUUCAAACACCUGCUGCAUUAGCAUUCAUCUUCCUCCUGUCCUGAAAGAACACAGGAACUGCAGUUUGAAUGCUUUAUUUCCAUAUGUAUGCAUACUGCAGUUACGUAGCAAGAACUAAAGGCAAACUAGAAAGGACUACAAAAUACAACACAUGGACCAAUACAUUUACAAAACAUUCAAAAUGUUACAAAAUGGGCUGUAUUGGUCCUCCUAUUGUUCUUCAAUUAGGAUCUUUGUACAAAUUGUUAAGAUACGAUGUCAACAUCACUGCACAAUUUUACAAGUGCCAGGGAGAGACUUCCAGAGCCAGUUCCAAAUGGACAAAGCAUCAGCAAACUGCCUCCACCAACACACUGACACACUAGCAGUAGACCCCAAUCACAGUCAGGAGA
This is a messenger RNA of Monopterus albus (swamp eel), 2501 nucleotides long. RefSeq names its product SET domain containing 6, protein lysine methyltransferase (gene setd6). Gene Ontology annotation, cellular component: nucleus. Gene Ontology annotation, molecular function: protein binding; protein-lysine N-methyltransferase activity. The transcript is spliced from 10 exons. The record is from RefSeq and is a predicted model, not a curated record. NCBI's taxonomy places the organism in Eukaryota, Metazoa, Chordata, Actinopteri, Synbranchiformes, Synbranchidae. Gene Ontology annotation, biological process: peptidyl-lysine monomethylation. The coding region runs from base 86 to 1456 and encodes 456 amino acids.